AAUUUUCCCCAGAACUGGGAAGAGGGGAAUGCCUGGGGAGAUCGACACAGGUCAAAGAUGCAGCUGAGAAACUAUCCCAGGAAGAAACUGGAUGAAUCCAUUCAAUGUGCUGGAGGAUGUGUGGAUGCCAAUGAAACCACAGUCAAGCAGAAAAGUCCCAAUGAAGAGAAACCCUACAAAUGCCUUAACAAUGGGAACAGAUUGUGUUUCAGUGCAAAACGUACUACAAGUAGGAAACCCCGCACAGGACAGACAUGCUAUAAAUGCUUAGACUGUGGGAGAAGCUUCAGCAAGAAGUCUUCUCUCGUUCUACACCAAAGAGUGCACAGAGGAGUGAAAACCUGUAAAUGCCUUCAGUGUGGGAAAAGUUUUAGUCAGAGAUCACACCUUAUUGCACAUCAGAAACUGCACAAAGGAGGGAGACCCCACAGAUGCCUUGAAUCUGGAAAACGUUUUAGCAAAAAUGUAUCCCUCAUUAAUCAUGGGGAAAUCCAUACGGGAGAAAAAUCUUAUAAAUGCCUUGAGUGCGGGAAAAGUUUCAGUCUGAAAUCAACCCUUAAUAGACAUAAGAAAACCCAUUCAGGAGAGAAACCCUAUGCAUGUUUGGACUGUGGGAAAAUUUUCAGUCAGCGCUCAAACCUUAGUCAACAUAGGAGAAUCCACACAGGAGAAAGACCGUAUAAAUGCCUUGAGUGUGGGAAAACAUUUGGUCAGAGCUCGUAUCUUAUUAAACAUAGGAGAAUCCACACAGGAGAGCGACCCCAUAAGUGCCUUGAGUGUGGGAAAACUUUCAUUCGUGACUCACAUCUUACUAAGCAUAGGAAAAUCCACACAGGUGACAAACCCUAUGAAUGUAUCAUCUGUGGGAAAAGUUUCAUUGAGAGAACAAAACUUACUAGACAUCAGGCAGUCCACACAGGAGAGAGACCUCAUAAGUGCUUGGACUGUGGGAAAAGCUUCACUCUGAAGUCCCAUCUUACUAUACACCAGAGGCUGCACACAGGCGAGAGACCCUUUAAAUGCCUUGAGUGUGGGAAAAGCUUUAAUCAGAGCUCCAAUCUUAUCACACAUCAGCGAACCCACACAGGAGAGAGACCUAACAAAUGCCUUGAGUGUGGAAAGACUUUUAAGCACAGUUCAUCCCUUAUUAAUCAUAGGAGAGUCCACACAGGAGAGAGACCUUAUAAAUGCCUUGCGUGUGGAAAAAGUUUUAUGGAGAGUUCAUCCUUUACUAAACAUGGGAGAAUCCACACAGGAGAAAGACCUUAUAAAUGCCUAGAAUGUGGGAAAAGUUUUGUGGAAAGUUCAUCUCUUACUAAGCAUGGGAGAAUCCACACAGGAAAAAGACCCUAUAAAUGCCUGGAGUGUGGGAAAAGUUUCUGUUUGAAAUCAACCCUUAAUUCACAUCAGAGAUCCCACACAGAAGAGAAACCCCAUAAAUGCGUGGAGUGUGGGAAAACUUUCAGUUGGCGCUCGACACUCCUUAAACAUCAGAGAAUUCAUAAGGAUAAGAAGCCACAGAAAUAUAACUCAGAGCUCUGGGGCGCAUCUGUCAGCUGCAGUGUGUGGCGCAGGUACUCGAAGUUGCCAAUAGCUGAAGUUUCCGAGGUCUUUGGAAGUUACAGCUUCCGUGCCUUCGGCGAGGGGAGCCAGAAGAAAGCUCCCCUGCGGAACCAGAUCAUCCUGUCUUCUCAGGGCCGGGCAAUGGCCGGGAUGGAGCCAGCUCAGGCCCUCUACAGGGACGUCAUGCAGGAGAACUACGAGGCGGUGACCUCGCUGGGCUUUCCCGUUCCCAAACCUGAGCUGAUUGCCCAGCUGGAACGAGGGGAAGAGCCCUGGGUGCCUGACCUCCAGGCCGGGGAGGAAAGACAGAUCCUGAGAGGCACCUGCACAGCAGGUGAUGAGACAGUGAGUGAGAAUGAAGAGGGGCAUCAACAGCAGGGAGAACCACAGAGCACAUUUGUGGGAAAAGCUGAAGGGAAUGUCACUCAGUGCUUGGAAGAGGGAGAAGCCUGGGGAAACUGGCCCAGGUCGGAGAGGCUGCUGGGAAAUGACCCACAGAAGAAAGAGGAUGAAUCGAUUCCAUGGGGGGCAGAAGAUGCGGUUCCCCCAAAUCAGGAAAAAAGUCCAACGGGACAAAAAUGCUACUACUGCCUUCAUUGUGGGAAGGGCUUCAGUGAGAGAUCCCACCUUGUCACACACCAGACCAUCCACUCUGGAGAGAAACCCUUUCAGUGCUUGGCCCCUGGGAAAAUCUUCAGUAAUCACUCAGAUCUUAAUAACCCAGGAGGAAGCCACACAGGAGAGAAACCCGACAGGUGCCUCCAGUGCUGGAACUGUUUCAUUUGGAAGUCAGGCCUAAUUUCACAUCCGGCAGUCGACAGAGAAGAGCGACUGCAUAAGUGCUUGGAAUGUGGGAAAAGUUUCAUAGACAAGUCACACCUUAUUAAACAUCAGGCCAUGCACACAUUAGAGAGACUCUUUAAAUGCUUGAAGUGUGGGAAAAGUUUCAUAGAUAAGUCACACCUUGUUAAACAUCAGGCCACCCACACAUUAGAGAGACUCUUUAAAUGUUUGAAGUGCGGGAAAAGUUUCAUAGACAAGUCAUACCUUGUUAAACAUCAGGCCACCCACACAUUAGAGAGACUCUUUAAAUGUGUGGAUUGCGGGAAAAGUUUCAUUGACAAGUCAGACCUUGUUAAACAUCAGUCCACCCACAUAUUAGAGAAACUCUUUAAAUGCUUGGAUUGCGGGGAAUAUUUCAGAGACAGACCAGCCUUUCUUACCCAUCAGGCAAUCCAUGCAGAGGAGAGACACCACAAGUGCUUAGACUGUGAGAAAAGCUUCAUACGGAGGUCAGAUCUUGUUGAUCAUCAGGUAAUUCACAGAGGAGGAAAAUCCCAGAAAUGCGUGGAGGGUGAGGAAAGUUUUGUACAGAGGUCAAACAUUGUUAUACAUCAAAUAAUUAACACGAGAGUGCCACCCUAUAAGUGCUCUUACUGUUUGAAAGGUUUCAUAGAAAAGUUGGAUUUUAUUAAACAUCAGGCCAUCCACACAGGAGAGAAACCCUACAAAUGUUCAGACUGUGGGAAAAGUUUCAGAUGGAGGUCACACCUUCUUAAUCAUCAACCAGUUCACACAGGAGAGCGACCUUAUAAGUGCUCUUACUGUGGGAAAGGUUUCAUGCAGAAGUCGGUCCUUAGUGACCAUCAGAGAGUCCACACAGGAGAGCGACCCCACAAAUGUUUGGACUGUGGAAAAAGCUUCAUAUGGAGGUCAGGCUUUGUUAGACAUCAAGCAGUUCACACAAGAAAGCAACCUUAUAAGUGCUUACAAUGUGGGAAAGGUUUCAUCCAGAGGUCAGACCUUAUUAAACAUCAAGUCAUUCAUACAGGAGAGAGACCCUACAAGUGUUCGGACUGUGGGAAAAGUUUCAGAUGGAGGUCAUACCUUCUUGAACAUAAGGUAGUUCACACAGGAGAGCUACCCCAUAAGUGCUCUUACUGUGGGAAAGGUUACACACGGAAGGCGUCCCUUAAUGACCAUCAGAGAGUCCACAUGGGAGAGCGACGACGCCACAAAUGUUUGGACUGUGGGAAAAGUUUCAGAUGGAGUUCAGGCCUCGUUAAACAUCGAGCAGCUCACGCAGGAGAGCGACCCUCUAAGUGCUUACACUGUGGGAAAGGUUUCGUACGCACGUCAGAUCAGGCCAUCCACACGGGAGAGGGACCCCAUAAAUGCUUGGAAAGUGGGAAAAGAUUGAGAAACAGAUUUGCUCUUCUGUCCCAUCAGGUGACCCAUUCUGGAAAGAGAACCCACGAGUGCUUACACUGCGGAAAAAGUUUCACUCGCAGGUCAGACCUUGUUAGACAUCAGGGCAUCCACACUGGGGACAGACCUCAUCCAUGCUCAGACUGUGGGAAAAGUUUCAUCGAUAGGUCAGACCUUGUUAAACAUGAGGCCAUCCACAGAAGAGCCAGACCCCAUACGUGCUUGGACUGCCAGAAAUGUUUCAUCGAUAGGUCAGACCUUAUUGAACAUCGGGCAGUACACACUGGAGAGAGACCCCAUGAGUGCUUAGAUCAUGGCACUGUUUAGGAGACCCACGGCGGCUGCUCUGGAUCUCCCUGUAUCUUGUCCCCCGAACUCACAUGGCUUUUAACUACAACACAACCUGAGCGUGUGGUAUGUGAUGAAUUCAGAAGCUGGGAGCAGCACAGCCUUUGUGGCAGGAAGUGUAUUGAUGAAGAGAGGUGGGGUGAUUAAACUUACAGAAGAAUUGUCAUUAAGAUUAACUAAGGAUCAUUAGAUGCUCAAGAAAACGAAGAUGAUCAUGAGCCAGUUUGGCUAGUCUGCUGUUAUGUAGAACGGAGACGUAUCCACCUUCUGCUGUAACCCACUGGACACCUGUCUCCUCUCAGAGCUGAGAGAAGCCAGGAGUCCAGACCGGGAGGGUCUCUGCAGAGUUAGUAGGAAACUAAGAACACACAUUUAAUUUUUAAAAACUCACCCAGUGACCUUUAAGUGACUUGCCACAUGAUAUCAGCACUUGUUUGUGUUAAGAGUGGAGUGGAUCUCAUGUUUGUUUAAUGUUUUUUCUUGUAUAUAGGAAUUAGAUUUAUCUUCCAAAUA
Messenger RNA from Pelodiscus sinensis (Chinese soft-shelled turtle), 4632 nucleotides. The record is from RefSeq and is a predicted model, not a curated record. NCBI's taxonomy places the organism in Eukaryota, Metazoa, Chordata, Testudines, Trionychidae.